Molecule: messenger RNA, 838 nt
Organism: Nipponia nippon (crested ibis)
Lineage: Eukaryota; Metazoa; Chordata; Aves; Pelecaniformes; Threskiornithidae
Source: RefSeq, a predicted model, not a curated record
UCCUCAGGCAGCGCGGCCCCGGGGCCUGUGCCCGAGGGGGUGAUCCGGCUCUACAGCAUGCGGUUCUGCCCCUUCGCCCAGAGGACGCGCCUCGUCCUCCGCUCCAAGGGCAUCAGCCAUGAAGUAAUCAACAUCAAUCUGAAGAACAAACCUGACUGGUUCUUUGAGAAGAACCCCUUUGGGCUGGUUCCUGUUCUGGAGACCAGCAAGGGCCAGCUGAUCUAUGAGUCCCCAAUCACUUGCGAAUAUUUGGAUGAAGCAUUUCCAGGGAAGAAGUUGAUGCCUUCAGACCCAUAUGAGCGAGCCUUUCAGAAGAUGCUCUUGGAACACUUCUCAAAGAUAACACCCCUAGUUUUCAAGUAUUUUGUGGCAGUCAAAGAUGGACAGGACGCCACGGCACUGAAAGCAGAGAUUGCUGAAAAGUUCGGCAAACUUGAAGAGAUUCUAUCCAAACGUAACACUGUGUUUUACGGUGGGGAUUCAGUCUCCAUGAUUGACUACAUGAUCUGGCCAUGGUUUGAACGUCUGGAACCAUUCCAGCUGAAGGACUCUCUGAGUCACACCCCAAAGCUCCAACGCUGGAUGGAGGCCAUGAAGGAGGACCCUGCUGUCAAGGCUACAAUGACUGACCCACAGACAUUCAAAGGUUACCUCCAGCUCUAUGUGAAGAACAGCCCUGAGGCAUGUGACUACGGGCUCUGAGGUGCCAGCAGGCACGUGCUUGCUGAAGUGUCAGUGCUUCUCUUCAGUGUGAGCUGUGGGAAGCUAGUGUAAUUCGGUGCGGGCUCUUCUGUGGUUGCAUUUCAUAAUGGGGAAUAAAUCUGUGCUGAAAAGGCUG